Periconia digitata is the source of this 1014-nucleotide messenger RNA. Lineage: Eukaryota; Fungi; Ascomycota; Dothideomycetes; Pleosporales; Periconiaceae. The record is from the annotation of a GenBank genome assembly.
CGCCAUAUCUGUUUGUUUGUUUGUUUGUUUAUUUAUUUAUCUAUUCAUGUUGUUUAUUUUGUUCAUUCCAUCUAGAAAUGAGCGUCUGUGGGAAAGAAAAAAGAAAACUGCAUCCCCAUGGUGUCUUUCUUGCUUCCCCAAGAUGAACGCGGCAUCUCUGGACUAUCGAUCAAACAAACCAACAACUCGUAAGAUGCAUCUAGCACGAGCAAGAAGUAAAACAUUCCAAUUCUCAAAUUCCUGUUUUUUUCUCUUCUCUGUUCCAACUCUCCAUCCCCCAUUCCGUCAUAUCCCAUCGUCAUACAUUCUCCUACCCUUCCUUCUUUCUUCGCUAAAGGAAAGUGACAUAUUGCGCAGGCAUGCAUGCAACAACAACACCAUGCACCAUGCACCUGCGCAUCAUCCACACCAUGAGAUUUCCAAGUUAUUUUCCCCUCAUUAUCUGGAAUUGAAAAAGAAAAAAUAACUGAAAACAUGGAUUAAUACAGAGGAAGCAAAGAAAAGAAAAAACGCCGCCGACGACGACAGUGACGCCCCCUUCGCUUCGGGUGUACAUUGGCAUUGCGACGCGCGCCGUCUUCGCUCAAGGCGCACUCUUGUACGUUCCUGGAUGUGAAAAAAUAGGCGAAGACGAGAGACCGUUUGGAAGCUCGCGUGGGAUCCCGAUGCGGUAAUCAGUCUGAGUGAGGAUGACGACCUAUAGAUUGGCAACGGUUCGAUUUGAUUUUGAUGUCGUGAGCACUCCGCUACGUUUCUCUCCUCUUUCCGCUCUUCCUCUCUCUUCAUUUCUUUCUUCUCGCCCGAAGGGAGAGAGAACUUAUGAGCCUUAAAAAAGCAAGGCAAAAAAGCAACGAUUGCCUUUUUGAGAAUACAUAAACGAAUAAACCAAAGACGCGCGGACCUUGUUUUCAAGCAUUGAUGCUGUAUUAGGAGGCUGACUGUAUGUGUUUGGGUACCUUGGUCUUGGGUUUUCUUUGAAGGGGGAACGCUGUUUAUGCGCAUAACUUCCAUCCC